Molecule: messenger RNA, 1143 nt
Organism: Aureobasidium subglaciale EXF-2481
Lineage: Eukaryota; Fungi; Ascomycota; Dothideomycetes; Dothideales; Saccotheciaceae
Exons: 4
Coding region: 423-1037 (204 amino acids)
Molecular function (GO): oxidoreductase activity
Source: RefSeq, a predicted model, not a curated record
AUUGCUUCUGUUUUAAACGGAUGCCUGGAAUGUUGAGACAUGCUUACUAAGGAGGCUAGUAGCAUUGAGGCUUCCCGUAUCAACGGUGCGAGAAAGUCUGUCUGACUUGGUCAAUUUGACUUGCUACUGUUGUGACCCUGUCUGUAUUUACUCAUGACAUUGUGUUCCAUUGUAGCUAGCAAGUCAGACUUGGCAGUAAUACUAAGCAGGCAGCAGGACUGUUGUUGUAUAGUGCUUGCGACAACAAUAUCCUCGUCCAUGACCGGACUGUCAAAACUACAACACACAAGACAGUCCGAUUUUUCACCUCCCUUACACCACAUCACUGCAACCUCGAGUAGAAGUCGAAAGCACUAUUGACGAUCUAUUUAACCCCACCUCGAGUUCAGGACAAAGCACAAUCAGGCAACAAUUUGGGCAAUAUGCCCCCCACCACCUUCAACAUCAAGAUCUACUCCGACACCGUAUGCCCAUGGUGCUACAUCGGGCUUAAAACCCUCGAACAUUCCAUCCACCUCUUCAAAACCACCUACCCAAUCGCCUCCCAUGACAUCUUUUCCAUAACCUGGUCACCCUACUACCUCAACCCCUUUGCACCCACUCCCGGUAUCCUAGCUUCCACACGUAUAGCACAAAAAAACGGUGCCGAGCGUGCAGAAGGUAUAAAACUGCGACUGUCACGUGUAGGUCGCGCUCAUGGUAUAAACUUCACUUUUUCAGGGAAAGUGGGAAACACCAGGGAUUCGCAUAGAUUGAUUCUCCUAGCUGGGCAAAAGGGAGAGGAUGUGCAAGGGAGGGUUGUGGAAGAGUUUUUCAGGGAUCAUUUCGAGGGUGAAGGGGAUGUGUCGUUGAGAUGUGAUUUGGUAAAAGGUGGUGAAGAGGUUGAUCGAGAGGCUGGACGAGCUAGGGAUUCGGGAGUGACCUCAGUGCCGACUUUUGAGAUCAAUGGCAAGAGACUCGAGGGUGCAGAGGAUCCUUCGGCUUUCUAUGAGAUGUUUGCGGAGAUCAAGGCUAGGGAGCAGGAGACGUCCGGAUGAAACAAUGAGGCAACUGACCCUGUCAUUAUGGUCUCUGAGCUCUCGGCGAUGCUCUUUAGAGGUCACAAAAGGUUCGUACAUUCCGACAGCCACCAGGAGUCGAGAG